This is a messenger RNA of Alternaria alternata, 1315 nucleotides long. RefSeq lists its product as hypothetical. NCBI's taxonomy places the organism in Eukaryota, Fungi, Ascomycota, Dothideomycetes, Pleosporales, Pleosporaceae. The transcript has a single exon. The record is from RefSeq and is a predicted model, not a curated record. Bases 364 to 1224 code for a protein of 286 amino acids.
AUCGCCAGACAUGCCAAUCAACCCGUUGCAUACAGAUUAGACCCGCGUACCCAUUGUUGUUGUUGGUGAGGCCACCAGCCGCCAGCCCAAUCUGGGGUAAAUACACAAGACCAGGUUGUACGCCACCCCACAGAUUAAGAGACGCGAUCCACCCCCAGCGGAGUGCCAAGCUACUACGGACGCCUGAUGCGGCACAGUAUCCGUCUAUGCGAGGCUGCUGCGGUGCGCCUUGCAUCCCGCUAACCGGUGAGAUGCCAAGAGACAAAUCUUAAGAAGCGUCAAGACCCCGUGCAAAAGGCUUGUGUCGGAAGUCAUCGCAGAAUAUCCUCUCCCCGCGUUAAAACGACUGUCAUUAUCACUACGAUGGCAUCUCUUCUCCCGACCAUGCUGUUCGCAGCUAGUGCGACCGCGCAAGUAACAACCUCAUUCUGGAUGCCCCGUUUCUACCAGCCGGUAACCAAAAUUGGCUGGGUUGGAUCCGUCGUCAACGCCAAUGGAACACAUACCACCAUCGUCGCUGACUACGACAACGGCACCGAUACCUCUGCUCUCAAUUUAGGCGGUGGCCCAAUGACCAUGACUGUUGGCCCUACUGUUUUCGGCAUUGACAUUCCACUUCCAGCUGGAAUCGGUGGAAUCCUCGGUGACGACGACGGCGACAAAUCCUAUAACUAUUUCUGCAACUGGCCUACCCCAGAUGAGGCCGAUUCGAACCGCACAUGUACUAUAUCCUAUUCUGCGGAGCUAGUCGCUCCGCUUGUCUGCGCCGGAACGGUUUACGCCUCGACAUCGGAGGAGACGUUGACUUAUACGUAUACCUAUCCUGCGCGCGGAUCGGACCCAGCCGGUACCGAAACUGCGGAAUUCACCUUGACCUUACCCUCUGGCUCCGAGACUCUCUCUCGCACUAAUUUGCCGUCUGUUUGCAGCGAGCUUUCGAGUGGUGAGGAAGCUGACGAGGGAUACUCGUUCUCGACACCCUAUCCGGCGUCGGAUCUUGAGACCUAUUACCUUGUUCUUACUGCGGGGACGGAGAAGCUGGACGCGACUCAGGCGGCUACCCCUACUCUGUCGAGUGCUGCGUCUACCGGUACCGGAGAUGCUGCUGAGACGGGUCCCUCUGGGAGUGCGGCGCAGCCUGAAGCGACUGAGGGUGGCGCACCGAUGGCUACCGGUGCGCCUAUGUUGAUGGGACUUGGCGCUGCUAUCGCGCUUUUUGUUUGAAGCGUGUAAAGGCGAUGAGAGCUGACGAGGCGAUGAAUGCUAUGGAACCUUCGUCUCGUAAUUUCUAAUGCAGACUCCAAAUAAAAUCGAU